AUGCCUAUCGACUUCGACAACGACCUCAUCCUCAUUACCGCCGCCAGCGGGCGACAAGCAAGCGGAUUACUCCCACGUCUUGCUUCCAAAGCAAAACACCUCCGACUACAAUGCGUCUCAGACAGCUCCCGUCAACGCCUCGAGAAAGAGUAUCCCCAAGCUGAAGUUAUUCAAACAACCUUCGCCUCCAUCGACAACGCAAAGAAACUCCUCCACAACGUUUCCGUCUGCUUCCUCGUCUCCCCAGCCUUCGAGCUCCGCGAAACGCAAUGCGGCAUCAAUAUGAUCGACGCUGCGCGCGAAAACGCUCGCAACGGAGGCCCCUUUAAGCACAUGAUCCACUCGAGUGUCAUCCAUCCGUGUCUCCGCGCCCUCACUCACCACGACGCCAAGCGGCUCAUCGAGGAAGCGUUGGUGGAGUCGAAGCUGCCGUAUACGAUUCUGCAGCCGACGCAUCAGAUGGAUGUUGUUCCGAUCAAGUUGUUGGUCCAACAAGAGGAGAUUGUGUUUAAGGCGAGGUUUAAUCCAAGCACGAAGAUGUCGUUUGUAAAUUGUCAUGAUCUGGGUGAAGCUGUCUUCAACAUCAUCAACGAUCUGGACAGUCAUCAGUACGCUACUUAUCAACUAAUCAGCACUCGGACGCCACUGGACUACCACGAAGCUAUGGCGGAAGUGUCGAAGGUUGUUGGAAAGAAGGUCCGCGUGGAGGAGAUGACGCUUGAUGAGACGAUCAAGGACUUCAGGUCGUCUUUACCGAAGAGCAUGAGUGAGGUGGAAAGGGAGGCUGUGGUCGCUUCGUGGGCGCGAAUGAUCGUGCAUUACCAAGAGCACGGGCUGUUGGGCAAUUACAACUCCCUGAAGAUGUUGCUUGGUCGUGAGCCGCUGGGGUAUCGCGAGUGGGUUGAGAUGCAGUUGAAGUCGUAG
Molecule: messenger RNA, 924 nt
Organism: Zasmidium cellare ATCC 36951
Lineage: Eukaryota; Fungi; Ascomycota; Dothideomycetes; Mycosphaerellales; Mycosphaerellaceae
Exons: 1
Coding region: 1-924 (307 amino acids)
Source: RefSeq, a predicted model, not a curated record